This is a messenger RNA of Coccinella septempunctata (seven-spotted ladybird), 5336 nucleotides long. RefSeq names its product toll-like receptor 6. The record is from RefSeq and is a predicted model, not a curated record. The transcript is spliced from 8 exons. Gene Ontology annotation, molecular function: transmembrane signaling receptor activity; protein binding. Gene Ontology annotation, cellular component: membrane. The coding region runs from base 219 to 4871 and encodes 1550 amino acids. Lineage: Eukaryota; Metazoa; Arthropoda; Insecta; Coleoptera; Coccinellidae. Gene Ontology annotation, biological process: toll-like receptor signaling pathway; immune response.
AUCGUAACUUGUUCAUAAUAAUUAAAUGCAACUGAAAAUUCCCGAUUUUCAUAUGACUGUUUUUUUAUUAUAUUUUCAUUAUUAUCAAUGACGUUUCUUCAUGAGGUACACACAUGAGUUAUACUGUAUUAUUAGUCAACAGUUGGGUCCAACUACAUUGGAUUUUAAAUUUUCAUUCUGUUAUGUUUGUUUUUGAAUGUUUAUGGUAAAUUUUAAAGAUGUUUUUUAUUCGUGGAUUGAUGCUGUUUUUAUAUGUGCUAAUUCCAACGAUUUCCACAACAAUGGAAAAAUGUGAAAACAUAAACUGUGAGUGUUUUCAAGACGAAGGUGGACUAGAAUACCAUUGCCCAAGUUCCGACUGGCAUAGAAAAUUGGUGGUCCAAAAACAAACAAACCAAAAAAUCAGAUGGAGCUGUCUGAACGUGGAUGAUAUGGAUAAGUACCUACCAAAUUUGAAACUAUACGCCGAAGAAAUUAGAAUAUACGAUUGUCCGUUAACAUUCGAAGCUGCACUAAAUAUAGAUUUCGAAAAUAUCGAGAACCUUAAACUUCAAAACUGCAACAUCACGGCUGGUUUCGUUGAAGUUGUAAGCAACUUCACCACACAUCAUAUCGAGAAAUUAAUCCUUUCAUCCGUCAAUUUCGAGGAGGAUCUGGAUUUGGGAAAUUUCAGCGGCACAAAUCUCCACACUCUAGAACUUACGGAAGUGGAUAUAAACUACGGUAUAAGAUUGUUUCAAGAUCAGUCGAAUUUGAAUAUACUCAAUUUGAGGUCCAACCAUAUAAAGCUUCUGAAGGAAAAUACUUUCGAAAAUUUGGUGAAAUUGGUAUCAUUGGAUUUGUCUGAUAACGAUCUGGUAUACCUACACUCAGAUACAUUCAAAGGACUUUCCGAUCUAACCCAUCUCUUCCUAAUGCAGAAUCAUAUUGAAUUUUUGGAAAAACCGAUUUUUAGGGACUUGAUCAAGUUGUCCACACUUGAUCUCAGCCACAAUAAUAUCUGUUUACUCCACAGGGAUAUCCUGAAACCAUUGAAAUCCUUGAGAGAAAUCAAUUUGGAUAACAAUGAAGGACUAGAACUAGACGAUUAUUUGUUCUCCAAUUUUCCUGAACUCAGGAAAGUAACGAUGCGAUCUUGCAAUCUGAAAAAACUCCCAGGAAAUAUAUUCAGUGGGUCGCCAAAAAUAUCGAGGAUAGAUCUACAAAAAAAUUCAAUUUCCUCUCUACCUAAUUAUCUAUUUGAUGGUCUAACAAAUUUAGAAACGCUUAUAUUGACGGAUAAUGAAUUACUCUCAAUUCACAGUUCCGCAUUCAAUUCCUUAUCAGGAUUGAAGAAGUUAGAUUUAAGUAACAAUAAGUUACAACGUUUGGAGGCAGGACUUUUCGAACCUCUAGUAAAAUUGGAAUAUCUUGAUGCGAGGUUCAAUAAGAUAAACUACAUAGGAAACCGUUGUUUUUAUAGGAAAGAAUAUCUGCGUGAAAUUUAUCUAUCAUACAAUGAAUACAAGUAUGAUGGAAAAUCAGGAUCGAAGGACUCUUUUGCGGAUUGUCCACAGCUUGAAAUAUUGGAUUUGAGCUCUAAUCGAAUAGAAACUAUCCCACAGGAACUGUUGGAUACACCCAACAGCUUGAAGUCUCUCGAUCUACAAGGAAAUAAAAUGAAAACUUUAAAUCUGACAUCUGUGUGGAAAACGGCAUAUAAAGGGAUUAUGAUCAACUUGGAAGACAAUAAAAUAACCAGAUUCAUCUUCGAUAUGAGUUUUCUUCCGGAAGAACCAGAAGAUCCAGACAAAAAUGAACAUGCUUCGUAUAUUUUUCUAGCGAAAAAUCCUUUGAAUUGCGAUUGUAGCGCUAAAAAGUUCUUGGAUUUCGUUAACAACGUUAUGGAAAGAUCUCCAGAUUGGGGAAUUUUAUUUGUCUUUAAGGACCUUACUUGUGCCAGUCCGAAAAAUUUGAAGGGAAUCGAAUUCAUGCAAAUUUCACGCCAUAUUUCGGGUUGUAAAUACAAAUGGAACAUGAAUCAGAUGGCUUCCUGUUAUACUAUUGUACUACUGACUUAUAUCAUUUGUGCAAUGGUUUGUGAAUCAGCAUUAAGAUGUAUGGAUACCGAUUGCUUCUGCGAAGAUUAUGGGCCUAUUCUAUAUCAAUGUCCCAAGGGAAAAAAAACUGAAAUUGAGAUCCGUGUGGAGAAAAAUCGUGACACCAUUAUGUCCUGCCGAGACAAACAACGUCCAGAGAAUUUUCUCCCGAAAAAUUUUAAUUCAACCGAAAGGCUUACCAUAGAGAACUGUAUAGUUUCUUCUGUAACCGCCAACACUUUGAAAAUCACCAAUACAGAGAUUUUGAAUUUCCACGAUUCGAUAUUCAGUAAAGAUUUCGUUGGUUUUUUAUUCGAAGCACUUUUUCCCAGAUUACAGAGCUCAACUUUGGAUGCUGUGGAUUUACAAAUUGAAUCCUCUGGAUCUAUAAAUGCCCCGAAACUCACUUAUUUGGAGUUACGCAACUUGGGCUACAAUUCGGUCCUCAAACUAGUCAACAACCAAAAUAAACUAGAAGUUUUGAAUUUGAAAAAAAUCGACAUUAUUUCACUAGAUGGAGAAAUAUUUAAAAAGCUCCCAAAUUUGCUGGAGCUACAGAUUGAUUUGAACUCGAUUGAAAAAAUAGACGACCAAGCUUUUAGGAGUUUGGAGAGCUUAAGAGUUUUGAAUUUGGGGAAUAACAACAUCAAGUUCAUCCGAAGUCAAGUUUUAAGACCUCUUCAGUUUGUACGUCAAAUAAUCCUUGACAAUAAUGAUGGACUCUCGUUGGACAAUUAUUUGUUUGCUAAUUUUUCACAUCUUUCCAUUAUUCACAUACGUAAUUCAGGCCUGAUUUCCAUUCCGGAAAAUAUUUUCUCUGGCUCGAGUAACAUCUCAGAAAUAUCCUUGCAAUCAAACUAUAUAACUAAUAUUCCGGAAAAGUUAUUGGAUGGGUUGAAAAAUUUGAUGUACGUAGACCUCAAUGAUAACAAGUUGAAAACGUUGGAAGGUGUUUUUCGAAACUUGCCAAAUUUGCAAAAACUCGAGCUGAAUUAUAACGAAAUACCGUCAAUAGGCUCUAAAGACUUUUGGGGCUUAGGCAAACUGAGGGAGUUAGGAUUGAGUCAUAAUGAAAUAGGGGUUAUUGAGGAAGCUGCUUUCGAAACCAACGAAUUCUUGGAAGAAAUACGUUUAUCUCACAACAGGUAUAAGUAUGAGGCCGUACCCGGAAUGUUAUACACAGACAGUCCGUUUUCUAAAUGCAAAAAUCUCAAAGUUUUGGAUUUGAGUUACAAUCUUAUGAAGGAUAUACCUGAUGACCUUCCUGUUCUUUUAAGCUUCUUAGAAUACUUGAAUCUCGAAGGGAACAACAUAGAAAUUUUGGAUUUGGAACAUAUUCAUACUUGGAACGACGCGUUCAAAUACAUAAAAAUCAACCUGCAGAACAAUAACAUCAGUCACUUCCCCAAAAACGAAAUGAUCGACCCUGACUACGAGAUUGAGGAAACUCCAACAGAGCUUGAACAUAUUCAUUUACUGAUAUCGGGAAAUCCCCUGAACUGCGAUUGUCACGCAGAGCAUUUGGCCGAUUUGAUAAAAACAGAAUCAAGAAUUUUCCAGGAUAUUGAGCAGCUGAAAUGUUUCGACCCACCAAACAUGAAAACCAGGAGAUUCAUUGAGGUUUCUCCCAAGGACUUAACCUGCGAGUUACUGUUGGAGAAUGAAGAUUUUCCUUGCACGGAUUCACCAAAUUGCACCUGUCAUUGGCGACCCUUUGACAAGACAUUAAUAGUGAAUUGUUCCUCCUCCAAGAUGACAAUGGCUCCGGUAUUGAAUGUCACCGAUGAUAUGAUGUAUCAGAAGCUUGAGGUUCAUUUGGAAGACAAUUUAUUGACAGAAUUCUCGGAGCUGGAGGGUUAUGAAAAUGUGACUAGCCUGUUUUUGUCCAAGAAUCAUAUGAGAAAUGUGUCUUGGAUUCCAUCGAAAAUUGAGGUGAUUGACAUAAGCCACAACAAUUUGACCGUAUUGACCAAAUCAAUUUUGAAUGCGUUGAGUUCGGAUGACGUCAAAAACGUGACAAUGGGAAAUAAUUCAUGGUUGUGUGAUUGUGACAACUAUCACAUGAAUAAUUUUGUAGUUGGAAAUAUCAAGAAGAUUGACGCUGAGAAUAUACGCUGCGCUUCUUCUCAAACAACCAUCUAUUCUGUGGCCAAGAAAGAUAUCUGCACUGAUACCAACCUUUUCUUGAUAGCGAAGAUCGCCAUCUUCAUUCUUCCACUAAUAGCAUUCCUCACAUCUGCAGUAUUUUAUUAUAAAUACCAGCAAGAGAUAAAAGUUUGGCUCUACGCCAAAAACCUUUGUGUCGGAUUUUUGGAGGAGGAAGACCUAGAUAAACACAAGAAAUUCGAUGUCUUCUUGAGCUUCUCACAUAAAGAUGCAGAUUUCGUUGAGAACCACUUGGUUCCUUUAAUGGAAGACAACCCGUUCAAUUACAAAUUAUGCCUCCAUUACAGAGACUGGACUCCUGGUAGUUUCAUAACAGAAAACAUCGCCAACUCUGUAGCUAGUUCAAAGAGAACCUUGAUAGUACUCUCGCCGAAUUUUGUGGAGAGCAUCUGGGGCAAAAUGGAGUUCAGGAUGGCCCAUCUGGAGGCCAUGAAGGAGAAGAGGAACAGGGUGAUCUUGCUCAUGAAAGGAGAUGUCAACACUGAUGAAUUGGACGAAGAAUUGAAGUUAUACGUAUCGACGAAUACGUAUAUCAAGUGGGGAGAUCCUUGGUUUUGGAAAAAACUUCGAUACGCCCUUCCUCGUGUGAAGGAAAGGGAAUGUGAAAGUAUCCAGAUAGCUGCAUGAAGUUUGGCGAAUUACUCAAUUAUUGUUGGCCUCCCAAUACGAUUAUUACAAAAUCGAGAAAUCUAUAUACGCGAUGAACGAGAAAAUGUAUCAUAGAUGAGGAUGAGAGAAUGUAACUGGUUAUUACAGACUUUCAACUAUUAAUGCACAACAAGCAUGAAUGUUUCUUAAGUAAUACAGAAUUGAUUAGAUGCCAUACUGAAAAACAACUGCCAUUUGAAUCAAUCAAUCAAUCAAUGCCAGUACAAAUUCCCGAGCCAGAUACCUACAUCCAGGAUGACUGUUUUUUAGUUUUUCCUUGGUGUAUGCCCACAAAAAAUGGGAACAGAGGAAGAAUUCUUGAUAAGGAAAAGCAGACUGCUUAAUAUUACAUAAAAGCAUGUUGUAAAUGACGCUCAAUCGACAAUCAUCUGAGAAUGUCUUUGAUAAACUUUCGAUCAAUAAAACACAUUCUACAAUUAAAAA